CCCUUUACGAUGCUACCCCACGCCGACCCCAACCAGCCCCUUGGCCCGCCAAAGCCCUUCUCCGUCUGAAGCGCCCGAUUUCGGUGGCUUAUUGCCAUCGUUUGCGGGUGAGCUGAUGGCAAGCUAGGCGUUUGUUGGCCGUGCGUAAUCGCCCCUUGAGAAGAUGGUGACGGGCGGCCACCUUGAACCCCAUGUGGUGUUGGUACACCCGCGGUACCGUCAAGAGGGGACCUCCAGGAUUUUUGACCGAUAGACCAUCUAGUGAAUUAACUGCCCCUUGAGAAGAUGGUGACGACCGGCCACCUUGAACCCCAUGUGGUGUAGGUACACCCGCGGUACCAUCAAGAGGGAACUUCCAGGACCUUUGACCAACAGACCAUCUAGUGACUUAAUUGCCCCUUGAGAAGGUGGUGCUGAGCUGCCGCCUUGAACCGCUACAGCCCGUGUGGUGCAGUUACACUCCCAGUGCUGUUAGGGAGGGAGUUCCAGGAUUUUGACCCCAGCGACAGCGAAGGAACGGCCGAUAUAUUUCCAAGUCAGGAUGAGACUGGAUCUGAUGGAGGAGGAGGAGCCUCAGCCGCAGAUUCCGAAUCGAUCGAGCCUGUCGGCAGCAGACACAGAGGGGGUGGAUGGCGAGCCGAGUACUCUGCUGCACAAGAUAAAGGGCACCGUCACUAAAAACGUUCAGUUGAAAGUGGAUAAUGUUCUGCAAGAAGUCAAAGGGUUUUCAGAUGCAGAGAAACUCUACCUCUACUUACAGCUGCCUUCAGGUCGCAGCCAUGGGGACAAAAGCUCCGGCAUCACCAGCGGCGACCAGUUCUCCUCGAGCACCGCCGACCAGAUGCACGCCUGCAACUGGAUCAGGAACCACCUGGAGGAGCACCCGGACACCUGCCUGCCAAAGCAAGACGUGUAUGAUGCAUACAAACGAUACUGUGACAAUCUAUCAUAUCGGCUCCUGAGUGCGGCAAACUUCGGUAAAAUCAUGCGGGAUGUCUUUCCAAACUUCAAGGCUCGACGACUGGGAGGGCGAGGCCAAUCGAAAUACUGCUAUGGUGGAAUAAGAAGGAAGACCGUGGUUAACAUGCCUUCUCUUCCCAGCCUAGAUUUGCAGCUCCCAGACCCCGUGGACGCCAAGGAGGGGGACAAGUCUCACCAGGACGAGGUGCUGAUGUCGGCGGCCAUCAGUCUGAUCUGUGAGUGGGCCCAGCGCGUGCUGAUGAGGCAGUUUGACACGGUGGUGGACCUGGCCCGCUUCCUAGUGAAGGAGCACCUCAUCAGUCCCAGGACCAAGAACGCCGCGGUGGUGAUGGAGGAGCUGAUGACCGACAACAUGCUGAAGUCACAGAAGGACCCAAAGCUGCAGCAACAGCCCAAGAACGCCGGUCAGGAGAGCGAGGAGAAACCUCUGGAUGCGCAGCCCAAACAGACGGAGGCCCCCAAAGUGACUGCGGCCAACCCCCAGGGGGGGAAGGACGUCCGGCCGGGAGGGAACCGUGGAAAGCAGACCACCGCGGCCGACGUGGACAAUGUCAUCAACCGCUACCCACCCAUCUGGCCCAAGGCCCAGACCAAGAAGCUGCUGGCCAUCUCGACGGCGCCCUGCAUCGCCCCGUCAGCCCUGCCCGUCAGGAUGGGCACCCCAGUGCCCCUGGCUCUGCCGCCGGGCUCCAACAGCGCGGGGGUCAUCGCCGCGGGGCCCCUCCCUCUGCUGAAGAAGGUCACCGUCAUCCUGCCGGGCUCGGUCCGGCUCCAGGGGCCGGACGGGGGAGGCCCCGCACCGGCCAAGGGCCAGGAGCCAGCGGGCGGGGCCCGGGCCGACAGGACCAAGGGCUCCCACCACCCGAAGGGCCCGGCCGCCGGCCCCUCGCCGCACAAGCGGCUCGCCGGCUCGCCGGGGGAGAAGCAGGCCCCCAAGAGGAAGCGGGGGCGCCCGCGCAAGGUGGUGGUGGGCCAGCGCCCGCGGGAGGAUCCCGCAGGAGCGGCCGAAGCCGCGACCGGCGGCCGGGCGGCCGAGGCCGAGGAGGGUCCGGCCGUCCGAGCCCCCCUCACCGCAGAGGUCACCACGCCCAGCCCUCGCCUCUCGCCAGCCACCGCGCCGCCAGCAAACGCCGCCGCCGCCGUCUCAUCACCGCCGCCGUCUCCCCCUGCCCUCCCCUCGUCCACGGGCAUCUGCGGCAAGCCGGCGGCCCCCGGUGACCCCCCUCCCCGGCUCCCCGCCCUUGGCUCGGCGCCGGCGCCGCCCAGAAAGAACAGCGGACCCUCGGAGCCGGGAGCCCGCAAGACGUCGGUGAUCCGGCCAAUCUGGUGGACCGGUGCGCCCGGGAACCGGAGAACAAGAUCACCGACGCAUAAGGCGCCCACGGAUCACCAGUGACAGUAGCUCGUAGCCCGUCACCGGCGUCACCUUAAUUCCUGGCCAGGACGCGGAAGUGGGGGUGGUGGGGGGCACAUUCAACUCGGGCAGGCAGGGCAGUACGGCACUCUUGUAUCUGCCAGUUGUGUGCCCUGCCCAGAACUCUGCUCAGUAUUGAUUUCAACGUGUCUGGAACAUUAGGCGGGUGCUUGGAGCAGUGGUAGAUGCCAUCCCACCUGUUCUGCGUCACCCACCCAAGUCAAAUAUCACCCCCUUCCCGAAUCCUGAAGGGAGAGUUCGGCAGACUGUUGGAAAUGCCAAUCUGCUUAAAAACUCUUUUUUGUUUUCUCUCCUUUGGACUAGUUGAUAAUUUUGAUAAUUUGCACGUCUUAACGUUGCUGUAAGUGUUCGACCAAAAAAAAAAUUUGGGUUUAAACGCAACACCAGAAACACAGGUGACAAUUUUUUAUACUGGUCUAAUGCCCAAAAGGGGGAGAGUUGGGGACGAUUCAAGCCAAACGGUCAAUAUCACUGCAAAGUACCAUCCAGUGUUCUCCGCCAAACAGUCUACAGAAUCUACUUUACAAAACGAGAGACCCGCAGAACUGCAGCAAACGGGAACUCCUGCCUGGCACUACAGCAAACUCCAGCAAAGUCCCGUGAGUGGAGGACAGCGAAUGAACAAAUGAUCUGCGUGAAAUCAGUUCCGGGCACCUGGACCCCAGGCGUGAUCGGCGGCGGUUUGAGAAGUCAAGACAGGCGUCUCCCUUCCGGCUGAGACUUGUGCCACUCCGAGCGUCCAACUCGUUUUAACAAAUCACACCGGCCCCUGUUUACCCCCUGAUCGAGAGAUAUCUGUUAACGUUUUGCUCGACAAAACCUUGCUGAUAAUGUUGUUCUUUCAGUCUGUGCACAGCUCCCUCUCACUGGGUUAACUGAGCUGCUUUGAGAUUAGGUGGUUCCCUGUCAGUUGUCAUCCUUGAUCGUUGUCCACCUCCACCCUGCGCCUUUCCUGGGUGGGUAAUGGUUGGCUAUGCUCUGUGGUGUUGCGUUGCGUGGAGAUAUUUGACCGAG
Messenger RNA from Carcharodon carcharias (great white shark), 3430 nucleotides. It is a transcript of the gene rfx5, whose product is annotated as regulatory factor X, 5. The record is from RefSeq and is a predicted model, not a curated record. The transcript is spliced from 10 exons. Gene Ontology annotation, biological process: regulation of transcription by RNA polymerase II. Gene Ontology annotation, molecular function: RNA polymerase II cis-regulatory region sequence-specific DNA binding; DNA-binding transcription factor activity, RNA polymerase II-specific. Bases 542 to 2377 code for a protein of 611 amino acids. NCBI's taxonomy places the organism in Eukaryota, Metazoa, Chordata, Chondrichthyes, Lamniformes, Lamnidae.